AUGGAGCGAUUGGCGACUGCGGUGUGCAUGCUUUUUGCGGCGCUCGCGCUAAGGGCGCACCUGGGCGCGUGCCAACACUUCUAUCUGCUCCGGCCGAUACCCAGCGACAGCCUGCCUUUGGUGGAGCUCAAAGAGGACCCGGAUCCGGCCCUGGACCCGCGCGAGCGCGACUUAAACGCAACCGAGUUGCGCACCAUACUGGGAGACUGGGAUGCGCGCUUCUUGUCCGUGACGCCUCCGAGCGAGCGCCAGGAGGAGGAGGACGACGCCGCCAACGAGUUCUUACCCGACGGCCCGAUGCCCGCGCACAUCCGCGCGUUGGACCUGGACGCGCCCUUCGUGCCGGGAGCGCGACGCCGCAAGACCGGGCGCAAGCUGAAACGGCGGCUGCAGAUGUGGCUCUGGGCGCGCUCGGCGUGUCCGGUGCGCUACACGUGGACCGACCUGGGCAGCCGCUUCUGGCCCCAGUACGUGCGCGUGGGAGGCUGCCGUACCGAGCGCUCGUGCUCCGUGCCCGAGGGAAUGACGUGCGCGCCAGCCGGUUCCACGCGCGUCACGCUCUUGCGCUGGCGCUGCGCGCGCCGGAGAGGCGCUCUGAAGUGCGCGUGGAUCCCCGUGCAAUAUCCCAUCAUCACCGAGUGCAAGUGCUCGUGCUCGAACUGA
Molecule: messenger RNA, 663 nt
Organism: Trichomycterus rosablanca
Lineage: Eukaryota; Metazoa; Chordata; Actinopteri; Siluriformes; Trichomycteridae
Gene: nog1
Product: noggin 1
Exons: 1
Coding region: 1-663 (220 amino acids)
Biological process (GO): osteoblast differentiation; negative regulation of BMP signaling pathway; dorsal/ventral pattern formation
Source: RefSeq, a predicted model, not a curated record